GGCGGGGCUUCCGGGGCUGGUCGCCGGGCCGAAGCAGGAAAGUGCGGCGGUUGGCAACGCGGCCGAAGGGGGCGGGCUGCACGAGUGGGGCGCGGGCCACCAGUGCCAGAAUGUCAGCGCUGGCCCUGGGCUUUUAAUGGUGACGAGAGGAAACUGAGUCAAGUAGGAGCUGUGCAGUUGGGGGAACCAGUACUCGGAGGCCUCUGAUGGGACACCGAGGCCUGGCCGGCGCAGUGACUUGCCGAGUUCACACAGCUAGCUCCCGGGAGCAGCAGUGGGGCCGGGGGGACGAUGGUCUCCGUGACAAUGGCCACUUCCGAAUGGAUUCAGUUCUUCAAGGAAGCUGGCAUCCCUCCAGGCCCUGCUGUCAACUACGCCGUGAUGUUUGUGGAUAACAGGAUCCAGAAGAGCAUGCUGCUGGACCUCAACAAGGAGAUCAUGAAUGAGCUGGGCGUGACGGUGGUCGGUGACAUUAUUGCCAUCCUCAAGCAUGCCAAGGUGGUGCACCGCCAGGACAUGUGCAAAGCGGCCACUGAGUCUGUGCCCUGCAGCACCAGCUCCCUCCCGGGUGACAGUCGCCGAGGUGCCUCCAGCGCCGCCUCCCGGAUGAUUGCCAACAGCCUGCACCGCGAAUCCCCAGCCAGGACGCCCCCACGGCGGCCGGACACCAGCACCUCCAAGAUCUCCGUCACCGUCUCCAACAAGAUGGCCCGGAGUGCCAAGGCUGCUGCCCAGGCCCGGCGGGAGGAGAGUUUGGCCGGUCCCACCAAGCGGCGCCGGGUCACUGCGGAGAUGGAGGGAAAGUACAUCAUCAACAUGCCCAAAGGCACCACCCCGCGCACCCGCAAGAUCCUGGAGCAGCAGGCGGCGAAAGGCCCUCAGCGCACGUCUGUGUUUGACCGUCUGGGCGCAGAGACCAAGGCGGACACCACGACGGGGAGUAAGCCCACGGGGGUCUUCAGUCGCCUGGGGGCCCAGGAUGCUGACGAGGACGCGGCCUGGGACAGCGACAGGGAUAGCACCAGCUCCGUGCUGCAGUACGCCGGGGUGCUGAAGACGCUGGGCCGGGGCGCCGCCAAGGAGCCCCCGCUGCCCAUCAAGGCCAAGGCCACCAGCUCCGCCCCCGAGGCCCCUGCGCCCACCCUGCGGCGCCUGACGCUCCCCGCCCGCACCGGACUGGCCCGGAAGCCGGACUCGCUGCCCAAGGUCAGCGUCGUGCAGAGACUGGGCAAGGCUGCCCUCAUGCCCGAGGCCCAGGACAGCCAGGUCACCAGCACCAAGAGUAAGUCGGCAGCCGAGGUCAAGGUCACCAUUCAGAGGACAGUGGUGGGGCCCCGGGGCUGUGCCCAGAGCCCGGGCGCCCGCAUGGACCACGCGGGUUCUGUGAGCGUGUUCCAGAGACUGGGCCACAGAACCUUCUAGCCCUGCCGGCCCCUCCACUUGGCUCCAGUGCCGUCCGCCACCGCCCCGGACCCGACCUGGUAUUCGGGCUCUGAGUUUGAUGUGAUGGCUGCCUGCCCAGCUGCUCUGCCUCCGUCCCUCUGUCCCUCCUCUCUAUCCCUCUGUCCUCUCUGUUCUCCCCUCACCUGGGCCUCUCCCCAGCGCCGAGGGUCCUGGCUAGUGCCCGCCUCCCAGCAGCCCCCCUCUUGGGCCUGUGCUGCCCUCCCUCUCCCCCCAUUGUGAGCUGCCCGAGGGCUCCCUGACCUUCCCCUGCCCCCCUCCCCGCACUGUCCCCCGCCCCCCUGUUUCUCUGUCUUGGCCUCUCUUCACGCUGUUCAUUUCUCUUCUGUUUUCUGUCCCUGUGGCAAGGCACGACUGUCCGCUGCGUCCUGCCUGAUCCUCCUGCACCGGCGGCCUCCCAGCGGCCCCCGCGGCGACGGUGGCGUCCUGCCGGUCUAGACUGUUAGAGGGGCGCCCCGACUCUGCCUCCCUGUCUUCCCCUCCCCCUUUCCCUCUCUCCCCCUCCCUCUCUCUCUUUGCCUCUCUCCCACUCCUUCCCUUUCUCUUUCGCUGUCCUUCUAGCUCUUUCCCUUUUCCUCCCUCCUCCCUCCCCUCUCCUUCCCUCCUUCCCUCCUUCCCUCCGUCCCUUUCUUUCUCCCUCCAUCUCUCCAUCUCUCCCUGUCUCUCCCCUCUCCCACUCCCUGUCUCUCCCUUCUUUCUCCCCCUCUCCCUCCCUCUGUUCUCUCUCCCUCCCUCUUCUUCUUCCUUUAUUCUUUCUCACCCCCCUCUCAUGGUGGGAGGCAGGCUGGGGGUGCCCCCCCAGAGUCUCCAAUAGAUUUUUGUGACUUUGAAACUGCUUCCCGCCCCUCCUUGAGGGGGGUCUCAGGUUGGGGUCCCAGAACUGGGGAGGGGGUUCUGCUCCCAAGGGUCCCUCCUUGCACCCAGCUAAGGGCUGUGUCUACCCAGACCCUGAGUCAGGAGGGGUAUCAUGGUAGUGGUCACCCCUGUUCACCACUCUGCCCACUGGGUAGACCCUGGCCUCCUGCACGGCCCGAUUCCAGCAACUUGGAUGAGGCCCAGGGAGAUGCAGGGGAGCCGUCAGGCCUCUAGAUGUUGGGGUGCGAGGGAGGUGCCGAAGUCACAGCCUGAGUCCCAGGAGCUUGUGGGGGCCAUGUGGGGAGUUGGGGCGGGGGGGUAGGAGCCGGUCAGCUGGGCUUCCUGACCCAGGCAGGGGCUUUGUGGGAUUUGGAGGGUCCAGCAGGUGCCCCGGGGAGACUGGCCAGGCCCAGGAGGCCCCAGCAGGGCAGAGCCAGGUGCCCUCCCCAGGGGGUUUCCUGGGCUGUGGGGGAGGGGGCUGGGGGCGCAGAGGGGAGAGCCCAGCUGGGGGCUGCCUGUGGUGAUGGGCCCCCAGACAGCUUCGGGCAGAGGGUGAGACGGGUUGGAUGCAGCUCUUUGGGGCCUUGGCCCCCCUCUGGGGCUGUGGCGGCCUCUUCCUGGUGUCCUGGCCGGGGGCUGCCAUCCACCGAGGUGCCCAUCACUCCCAAGAGCUCCCACACAGACCUUUGCUGAUUUUAUUAUUUUCUUGGCUGGGGGUGUUGUGGGUUAUUUAAAAACUUUGCAGGGGCUUGCGAUUUGUUGGCUUAUUGGGGGGAGGAAAUCAAGUUGUAAACUUUUUAUUACAGAUUAAAAAUGAGAUUCUGCACUUAGUUUUUCA
Molecule: messenger RNA, 3154 nt
Organism: Sorex araneus (European shrew)
Lineage: Eukaryota; Metazoa; Chordata; Mammalia; Eulipotyphla; Soricidae
Gene: C8H19orf47
Product: chromosome 8 C19orf47 homolog
Exons: 11
Coding region: 292-1422 (376 amino acids)
Cellular component (GO): nucleus
Source: RefSeq, a predicted model, not a curated record